UUUGAAAACUUAGGUAAAAAUUCAAGAUGCCUGGGCGUUCCAGUUCAAAUUCAGGUUCAACUGGUUUUAUAUCCUUCAGCGGUGUAGAAUCUGCUCUCUCCUCCUUAAAAAACUUCCAAAACUGCAUCAACACUGGAAUGGACACAGCUUCUAGUGUUGCUUUGGAUCUUGUGGAAACUCAGAGUCAAAUUUCAUUCCUUUGUAUGCACGUGGCUAUCCAGUUGUCCCAGCUCUGUUCUUUCCCCAAUGAAUGGUCUUGGUACCAAGUCGAAACUGAAGUGAGUAGUGAAUACAGUAUGGAUAAGGCGAUGGUUGAAUUUGCUAUGAUGGAUCGGGAACUAAAUCAUUAUGUAAAGGCUGUUCAGUCGACGAUAAAUCAUGUAAAAGAAGAACGUCCAGAGAAUAUACCAGAUCUAAAGUUAUUAGUGGAGAAGAAAUUUUUGGCUUUACAGAAUAAGAAUUCUGAUGCAGACUUUCAAAACAAUGAAAAAUUUGUGCAGUUUAAACAACAGCUGAGAGAACUGAAGAAGCAAUCAGGGAAACCUAAAGAAGAUGGAGGACACAGUGAGGUCGACAAGAUUAAGGAUAAGGAUGCGAGUAGAGCAGGCAAUGAACGAGGUUAUAGAAUUUUUUCUUCCAUUCUCAUCUUCCUCUCUUUCCUCAAACAAUUGUACUUGAAAGGGUUUCAGAUCCCACACACCGCUGCAGAAACAGUAAAGCACACAUUCUCAACGACGUGUUCAACUGGUCUGUGAACACGACGGGCCUUGCACCAGAUUUCAAGAAAUCAUUAACAUGUCUCCUCGCCAAAAAGGACAUCAGAGUAGAUAAUGGCAAAACCCUCAGUGAAUCCUGGAAUUUUUUAAAAAAUUAACUGUUGCAUCAAAUAAGUCGACUGUGCAGUGGGAUUUUUAAUCAGUUUUUCCCCUUUCUCUUCUAUUCUUCCUCUUUCACUACAACCUCCAGCCAGAAUAACUGACUAUUAAAUUUCACCAUAAAUUUACCAGGAAUUUACACAGGGUAAUCCUCAGUUGUCACUAUGAUUUGAAAUACUCUCUCUUUUAUUCAUAGAUUAGGACCUCACCAAAAUUUCAGAUAGGAUAAGUAAAUAUAAAAUCUUGAAAAUACUUCUUUUUUUUUUACAAACUUGGUUCCUAAAAAUGAUUAUUUAAACAAUCACAGUUAGGUUCGUUUAUACAGCUGGAACUCUGCAGCAAAAUAGGAUACUGUUGGAUUAUUAGUAUGUCUAAUAAGUUGGUGAGGCCUCUAUCCCUGUGUCACUGCAGGCUCUCUGUGUAGUGAUGUGGGGCUGAAUUGCUAGACAGGUGGUUAUGGACCAUUCUUGAUUAUUUAGGUGCUGGUUAACCAAUCAGUGAAUUCUUUAGGCCUUUUGACCAAAUUCACCAUCGUUUGGCUUUCAUUUUCUUGGGGUGAAGAAUGAUGCUAAGGAGGACAGGGUCCCAGUUUCAUCCCCGUGUGAGCAAGUCUCUGGUUUCACACCAGAGACUCUUGGAUGUAAAAUCACUAGCUACACUGUGGCCUCUGCAGUGGUGGAAGUUAGGCGAGGUAGCAUCGAAACACUCAAAACCAAGCCUUGUACCACUGCUGAAGUGCUUACCCUAGCUUAGUGAACUAGUAACAGCUGCCUAUGAUACAAAAGUUAGCAUUUCCUAAAGCAAACUAGGCAGUAUAGUAUGUUAUAUGCUGACAUAAGGAAUUACCAAAAAGGGAAAAAUCCUAUUCGCUUCCUUCAUUAAAUGUUUAUUUAAGGGUGAGAGGAUAAACCAUCGUCAACAUUUAUAAAAAGUACCCACAACUCUCAAAACUACCUGUAAUUUUCAGAACUUUCAUGCAUCUUCUCAUUUUACCAAAGUACAUGAUAUUGUCAAGAUUCCUGCACAUGGGGAAGUCCAUAAACUGUGCUCUAAAUAAAGACAGAGGAGUAGAAGGAGCCGGAGAAAGAUGGUCCCCUGAGAAGCAAUGAGUGUUUGCCCCUCUCCCUGCCCCCCCUUUCCCAGCAGCCCAGGCCAUGGCCUUCCUCUUUCUUUUUCUCCUGUUGAAGGUCAGAGUCUAGACCGGGAUUCACUGGACAGAACUAGAAAGACAACCAGCUUGGUAGCACAGAACUAUCCUGCACUUGGGCAGCGUAAUGACAAGCUGAAGUUUGCAGUUCUCAAAAUUAUACAGAGAUCUUCAGACACGGGUCCUUCGUGGCGAGGCCCCCCUUUCACCUGCUGGCUGCACAAGGACCCCGUAUACAAUGGCAGAGUAGACCCAGCUCCUUUUCCCUCUCUGUUCUGUCUUUCUAAAUCCUUUUUCUGGCAUCAUCUGUUUUUCUUUAGUCUUCCUGGAGCCCCCUAACUCCUCUGAUUCUUGUCCCUUUUCAAUAAAAGGUUUACCAUACGUGUUGUUUUCAUUAAGUCAA
Molecule: messenger RNA, 2425 nt
Organism: Myotis brandtii (Brandt's bat)
Lineage: Eukaryota; Metazoa; Chordata; Mammalia; Chiroptera; Vespertilionidae
Gene: NSMCE2
Product: NSE2/MMS21 homolog, SMC5-SMC6 complex SUMO ligase
Exons: 5
Coding region: 27-755 (242 amino acids)
Biological process (GO): protein sumoylation; double-strand break repair via homologous recombination
Cellular component (GO): Smc5-Smc6 complex; nucleus
Molecular function (GO): SUMO ligase activity; zinc ion binding
Source: RefSeq, a predicted model, not a curated record